This is a messenger RNA of Diospyros lotus (date-plum), 1483 nucleotides long. Its product is annotated as probable envelope ADP,ATP carrier protein, chloroplastic. Gene Ontology annotation, cellular component: thylakoid membrane. Gene Ontology annotation, molecular function: ATP transmembrane transporter activity. NCBI's taxonomy places the organism in Eukaryota, Viridiplantae, Streptophyta, Magnoliopsida, Ericales, Ebenaceae. The transcript is spliced from 10 exons. Gene Ontology annotation, biological process: transmembrane transport. Bases 35 to 1207 code for a protein of 390 amino acids. The record is from RefSeq and is a predicted model, not a curated record.
AGCAACAACUCUUAUCUUCUUACAGAGAAGAGCCAUGGAGCUUCCACUUGUUCGAACCCGGCCCGGGAACCAGGGAUCCAGCGGAGCCAUUCUGGUUUUCCGAAACAUACCCGGUGUCGAACCUUCUUCCCUCGGUAUUUCUACCUUCGAAACAACUAAAGACCAAAAAUGGAGCGACGGCGGCUUCGCCUGCAUUUCCUUGGCUGAGAAGAGAGCCGAAAGGAGAGAGUUCGCGGCGACGACUUCCCAGCUCUUCAAGCACCCGCUGGCUAUGCUCGCGCUGGUGCCCAGAGAAGCCACGCUUUUCGCUGCCGGCGCCGUCGCCGGCGCCGCUGCGAAGACCGUCACCGCGCCUCUCGACCGUAUCAAGCUUCUUAUGCAGACUCAUGGGUUACGAGCAGGGCAAGAGGUUGCUAAGAAAGGAAUCGGGUUCAUUGAGGCCUUCGCAUUGAUAGGGAAGCAAGAGGGGAUCAAAGGUUACUGGAAAGGCAACCUUCCUCAGGUGAUACGCAUCAUACCUUACAGUGCAGUUCAGCUGUUUUCUUAUGAAGCCUACAAGAAACUUUUUAGGGGGAAGGAUGGGGAGCUCUCUGUUAUUGGAAGACUCUUUGCUGGUGCUUGUGCUGGGAUGACUUCGACUUUUGUAACUUACCCUCUAGAUGUCCUAAGGUUAAGAUUAGCUGUUGAGCCCGGGUAUAAGACAAUGUCAGAGGUUGCCUUCAACAUGCUAAGAGAGGAAGGAGUUGCUUCCUUUUAUAAUGGUCUUGGACCUUCUCUUAUUGGCAUAGCACCUUAUAUUGCUAUGAACUUUUGCAUUUUUGACUUGAUGAAGAAGUCUUUGCCAGAGAAGUAUCAAAAGAGAACUGAAACAUCUCUAGUAACAGCUCUGUUGUCGGCUACUCUUUCAACGCUUAUGUGCUAUCCUUUGGAUACAGUAAGAAGGCAAAUGCAAAUGAAAGGUACACCUUACGAGACAGUUUUGGAUGCUUUCCCAGGUAUAGUGUCGCGUGAUGGUUUAAUUGGAUUAUACAGGGGUUUUCUUCCCAAUGCACUGAAAAAUCUACCAAAUAGCAGCAUUCGACUUACCACCUUCGACACUGUGAAACACCUAAUAGCAGCCAGUGAGAAGGAGUACCAAAGAGUUUUGGAGGAAAGUGACAAGAAAGCAAAGCAAUGCACCACUGAUUCUACAGAAGAUUGUUGCUGAUUUUCCCCUUCAUUUUUGCCUACCUUCUUAUGCAGAGCACUCUCUUUCAUUCUUCUUCCUUCAUUUUCAUUCAUCAACCUGUCGUUUGAAAUAGCUUAGAAUUUCAUGAGAGCGAUUUACAUGGAUCAGUUUUUAUCUGUAAUAGAAUCCCUCGAGAGCCAUUAACUAAUUACCAUAGAUGCUUUCUCUAGUAUUUCAUGUAAUGCAGCCAACACCAAUCAUUUAUACUUGGAAACAAUGUAAAAAAUGUAAUUUAAAAGAAAAAUAUUCAAUGUC